Geodia barretti is the source of this 4062-nucleotide messenger RNA. NCBI's taxonomy places the organism in Eukaryota, Metazoa, Porifera, Demospongiae, Tetractinellida, Geodiidae. The record is from the annotation of a GenBank genome assembly.
CUAACGAUCAUCAUUCGAGCUGUGCAGCAGAGCAGAUAAGGAAGAAAGGAGCUUGGUGUUGCAACAGGAAAAUCAGGAUAAAGUUAUAAUAAUGGCCUUUGAAGUAAGGUCUCUGCUGGUCAUUGCAGCUCUCACAGUGCUCUGCUGGGCCCAGGCUCCAGGAGAUGAGGAUGCACGAUGUACAACUGAUCAUUCAAAUCCCCCACAAUAUCCUGACAAUGUGACGAAUCUGAUGGACAGUUACAACUAUGAGAACCUCUUACCUGGAAAUGGAACUGGGAACACUCCCAUAGCUACUGCAGUCUGGAAUGACUUCAGUUUUGAUGGAAAUGAUAUCACUCCUGAAACAGUGAUGAGCCCAACUUAUUGGCAGCAAGGAGCUGGAGGAAUAUGUCGAUAUCAGACAAGAGUUUGUGGAUGGAGGCAGAAUGAAGUCAUAUUUUCUCAGAAUAACUGGCUCUUUACUCAACACAUCAGUUCAGAUUUUGAUUCCAACAUUUACAACUAUGAUGUGACCAUACAUGUGGAGGCAAUUUACUCAUUGCAGGAUUGCAGAGAAAGGAAAGGUUGUAUACAAAGAUUCAAUCUUCUCCACUACAUGACUAACUCACAACAGCUCCCCAGUACCAGUGCAAACGGAUACAUGAAUACCCAAAAUUAUGAAAAUUUUGCAGUACCAGAAGGACCUGUUUCCUCAAAGACUUACACCAAUACCUACAAUUUUACUCUGCCACCAUCUUCCACUGGUUUCUACAUAGCUGUCCAGGACAUUGGGUCAUGUAUAGCUCUAUCAAGAAUGAGAGUCUAUCGUGAAAAUUGCAAGUCAUUUCAGACUGGACUGGUCCGCUAUCCUGAUGCUCCUGCUCCGGUGUCUGGUGAAGCUUCUGUAAAGUUCUCAUGUGUGCCAAAUGGAGGAGUCAUGGGUGAUGAAGACACUGUGAACUGCCGUACUAACGGGACAUGGGCCCCAGGAUCACCAAUGUGUGGGUGCAGACCUGGGUAUGAGAUCAACCAGGCUAAGGAUGGAUGUCAAAUUUGCCCGGAAGGACAGUACCAGCCAUUGCUGAGUGACACUAACGAAUGCAAGCCAUGUCCUCCUCAGAGCUCCACACGUGACGAGGGAACUGCAGUGUGUCCUUGUGAUGCCAACUUCAUCCGUCAUCCUGACAGACCUGAUGACCCAUGUGUCCGCCCUCCGGCUGCCCCACUACUGGACCUGACGAAGCCACCACAGCUGGAGGGGAACAAGAUCACGGCCAUCUGGACACCUCCCACUGACUCAGGAGGAGAUCCUGAUAACCUCUACUUUGACGUGUACACUGCCCAACUGAAAAAGGAACAGAAACCAACUUUCUGUCGACAGAACGACAAAGGAAUUAAUGGCAGUUGCAAAUCUGAGGUAGGGACGCCAGAGUGCAACUAUGAGCUCGCAAACCUCAACUCCAGCAGUCCGUAUGCCAUUUUGGUCGUGUGUGGAAACUCGGCUACCAAUGAUCCAGAAUGUGUCUCCAAUGUCACAGUACUGGGCUCUCGCUACCUGGUGAUGGUGGUAGGGACUUCUUCUGUUGAUGCUUCAAAGAUGAGGAUGGGAUCUCUUGGUUGUGAUUUGUUGCUGGCGACUGUACUACUGGUUUCUGUGGGAGAGCUAUGGGCCCAGGCUCCGGAGAUGAGGAUGCACGAUGUACAACUGAUCACUCAAAUCCCCCACAAUAUCCCUGACAAUGUGACGAAUCUGAUGGACAGUUACAACUAUGAGAACCUCUUACCUGGAAAUGGAACUGGGAACACUCCCAUAGCUACUGCAGUCUGGAACGACUUCAGUUUUGAUGGAAAUGAUGUCACUCCUGAAACACUGAGCCCAACUUACUGGCAGCAAGGAGCUGGAGGAAUAUGUCGAUUUCAGACACGAGUUUGUGGAUGGAGGCAGAAUGGUGUCGUAGUUUCUCAGAAUAACUGGCUCUUUACUCAACACAUCAGUUCAGAUUUUGACUCCAACAUAUACAACUAUGAUGUGACAAUACACGUGGAGGUAAUUUACUCGUUGCAGAGUUGCAGAGAAACGACAAGGUGUAUACAAAGUUUCAAUCUUCUCCACUACAUGACUAACUCACAACAGCUCCCCAGUACCAGUGGAAAUGGAUAUAUGAAUACCCAAAAUUAUGAAAGUUUUGCAGUACCAGAAGGACGUGUUUCCUCAAGGACUUACACCAAUACCUACAGUUUCACUCUGCCACCAUCUUCCACUGGUUUCUACAUAGCUGUCCAGGACACUGGGUCAUGUAUAGCUCUAUCAAGACUCAGAGUCUAUCGCAACAAGUGCAACUCUCGUCGCGUUGGACUGGUGGAAUAUGGUGAUGCUCCACCCCCUGCAUCAUCUGACUUAAAAAGCCCUGUUGUUCCCGUCUCUUGUGUACCCAACAGUUUCAUCAGAAAUGAUUCUGGUCUAACUAACAGAGUCAGCGACAAUGUUACCUGUUUCUCUAAUGGAACCUGGGGACCUGAGAUUCCUCGGUGUGAAUGUAACUGUGGCUAUGAGGAAAGUCCCUCAACGGACCCGUCAGGGUUCACCUGCACCACCUGCAAGCCUGGCUACUACAAGUCGGAAGGCGUGGAAGAGUGUGUGGCAUGCCCCGAGAACUCCAAUUCCACCACUGAGGGAUCCUGUGAAUGUGAUUGUGACAAUUUCUUUUGGAGACAUGGGCCUGAGAAUGAAACUAUUCCCUGCACAACUUCUCCGAGUAAGCCCCAAAACGUGAGGGGCGAACCGACAAACACAACACUCACGGUUUCCUGGAAUCUGCCUGAAUCAGACGGCGGUAGAACGGAUGUGUAUUUCAACCUGUCAAUCUGCCUAGUGGCCAGCUCCACCAACGAUUCCCAAGUCUCUGAAAAAGGUUUUGCAGGGCACAAUAAUAUCGCAGAGUGUCAAGAAGAAUCGCAACUCCAGUAUAUAAAGGUCCUGGGAAUGUCUUAUACAUUUAAUGACCUGAGACCAGUGACGUUGUACCGGAUUGUGCUCCACUCAGAGAAUGGAGUUAGCCACAGAGAUGAUAGGGUUCAUCUGAGACGAGUGGAAAUGAACAUGCCCACCGAAGAAGGAGAACCCGAGGAAGUGUCUAAUCCAGCCACUGUCAACAAUGUUGUAUUAGUUUGGGGUCCGCCCCGAGUUCCUAAUGGCGAAAUCACUGGUUAUCAGAUACGGCUGCGGUUCAGUCCAGUCUAUGUGGGAGGAAUUGGUGGUGGAAACGAGGCGGAGAGUGGCGCCGGGAACGAGACGACUUCUCUUGAGCCUGCCGUGAAAGAAGAGGACCAGUGUGCGAAUGUUCCCGACUUCUACGACGAAAUUGGACCACACACUCUCUAUUUUGUGCUCGACAGCUCUGUGCUACCUAACUGCUCGCAUAAUCUAACGUUCAGUAUCCGUGGAAAGACAGGGGAAGACAGGUAUGGGAUGUGGUCAGCGGAUCAGACAAUCGUGCCAGAAUUUGUCUGCCCAAGUGUUCCACGAUGUGAAGAAUGCCCUUCGCUGGACUGUGAUGCAGUAUCAUUCCCCACAUCCAUUAUAUCUCCCACGGAAACUACCCCGACCACUGGGCCCACUGCAACCACUUCCCCGACCACUGGGCCCACUGCAACCACUUCCCUGACCACUGGGCCCACUGCAACCACUUCCCCAACCACUGGGCCCACUGCAACCACUUCCCCAACCACUGAUAAACCAUCGGCUAGCACUGAGGACCCAUCAGUUGAGACGGAGCAGGAACGCUCCCAAUCCGACCUAGAGCGCUGUGCCUACCACAUGGCGGGCAGCGCCGUGGCUUUCUCGCUCAUAGUCGGGUUUCUCUCAGGCGGGUUCUCGUGCGCUAUAGCCUGCGUGUGUCACAAACACAAAAUGAAGACCUACAAGAUAAGAGUCAAGAAACACUUGCAGAGCAAGUGGGAUUACUGAGGUAUAUGUAAUUAUAGAUACUCUCAUGUUGUCUGUAUAUACAGAAGUUAAAGUCUGUUUUUAUCUACAAAUUUAUGUCGUGUAAUGAAAUUUGUGUUAUUUUUUACAACGAG